Molecule: messenger RNA, 4755 nt
Organism: Cladophialophora psammophila CBS 110553
Lineage: Eukaryota; Fungi; Ascomycota; Eurotiomycetes; Chaetothyriales; Herpotrichiellaceae
Exons: 1
Coding region: 1-4755 (1584 amino acids)
Molecular function (GO): protein binding
Source: RefSeq, a predicted model, not a curated record
AUGGCUCCUCGAGGUCCAACGUCUGCUUUCGAGAGCGAAACCUUCGGUCAAGAUGCAUCUUUCAGACUUGAACAACCUGUGGGAUCCAUGACCAUCUCCCCAAGCGGGCGCGAUGUUGCGCUGGCUUCCAAAGAAGGGCUUCAUAUCAUUGACCUGGAUUCGCCCUACUCUCCACCACGAUAUCUCCCACACCGGACUCCCUGGGAAGUAGCUGAUGUUCAAUGGUCGCCGUUUGCUGCAAGGGACUACUGGAUCGUCAGCACCUCGAAUCAGAAAGCGCUGGUUUGGAAUCUGGAUGCUCGAUCAUGGCAGGAUCCCAUCGAAUUCGUACUUCACGGCCAUACCAGAGCAAUAACCGACAUCAACUUUUCGGCCCAUAAUCCCGACGUCCUUGCCACUUGCGCCGUUGACAGCUUCGUGCACAGCUGGGAUUUGAGAGCUCCUGCGAGACCUGUCAAUUCUUUUUCCGACUGGUUUGCUGGAGCAACUCAGGUCAAAUGGAAUCGGCAAGAUGAACACGUCGUGGCAAGCUCUCACGACAAGUUCCUUCACAUUUGGGACGACAGAAACGGUGCAUAUCCCGUACGAACCAUCGAAGCCCACGGAACGAAAAUCUAUGGGAUCGACUGGAAUCGGAUUUAUCAGAACAAGAUUGUCACUUGCUCUCUCGAUCGGACAAUCAAGUUCUGGGAUUUCGAGGGAGGGGAAAGCACUCUAGAGCGCGUCAUUGAAACUCCAUUCCCUGUAUGGAGAGCACGUCAUACCCCCUUUGGAUGGGGACUACUCGCCAUGCCGCAGCGCGGUAACAGCGACUUGCAUCUCUAUGAUCGCCGUGCGGUCAAUGGUGUAUAUGAGAGCGGACCGGUCCGUCCUGUUGCGACAUUCAAGGGUCAUGAAGGUCAGGUUAAAGAGUUCCUAUGGCGGGCUCGGGGCACGAUUGUCGACAACGUUGACAAUCGAGACUUCCAGUUGGUGUCUUGGGGAACGGACAGGGAGUUGAGGCUCCACGCUCUUGAACCCGAUAUAUAUGCAGAUAUUGGAUACGAAAAAGGGGUCUCCAAAGUUCAGCGGCUCAACUUUACGAGGAAAGGUGCGGUCUACAAGACCUUUCGCGAUGUACCGGGGGACGCCGAAUCCCCAUUGGAUGAAACACCUCGCAGUGAGGUAUUCUCCCGGCACAGUCAUCUCACGCAUUUCCGGCCUCGCUCCAGCACCAGUGUCGGCAUGAGUAAAGUGCCCGUCUCGCAAUUCCGUGGCUGGGUUCAGGGUGGUCGUUAUGCGCAAAGAUCUGGCAUGCAUGGAAGAGGCAACAAUCGGCAGACUACAGACCCUAUCUCUUGGUUAAAGAACGUGAAGAUAUUUUCUUGGGACGCCGACACAUUGGCCGAAGAGAUUCGGCAGGUGGGAGAAAAGUUCAAGAAAGUAGAGUUUGAGGUCGUGGACAUCUCCCAUCGAAAGGCCGUCAUGUCACUUCAAGCCCCUUGGGGAGAAGACCAGAGCCAAAUUUACCUAAGGGUGGAGAUGAGGUUUCCCAAAUUAUAUCCUCGAGGUGCAAAUGCAGUCUUGACUUUGCAAAAAUCCGGAUUUCUGGACGAAACAACACACAGACUCAUAACAACAGAAUUGCACACAAUUGCAGAAACCUAUGCCUCCAGGAAACGCGGAUGUCUUGAAGCAGUCCUCCGAUAUUUGCUCAGGGAGCAGAAUCUUGAACAAAUUGUGUCAUGGGUCCUCGGAGAAUCGCUGGUAGACUCAAAGACCUUGGACUCAAGUACGGUGGGAGCCGAUGAUUCUAGCAGUGAUAGUGAUGACCAACUAGAUGGCGUGCGAGAAGGUCUGGACGCUUCGGCGAAUAUUCUCGUACCGCUCGCAAAGGGUUGCGGUGCCCUUUGGUCCGAGACUGGAAAGCUGGUUUGCUUCUUUCCUGCCAAAGGAAAUGAGCCUGUCUCUCUCUUGAGCACUCUCGGCGUUAAAGACCUCGAGGAGUCCGAGUCAAGUAGACUCUUUGAAGGCUUUGGCCGUCUACACGCGAGCUCACCCGCACGCAAAACGACCCGAGGCACCAAAACAGCGGACGAUGACUCCGACUCUGACACGUCAGACUCAUCAUGGAAGACUUCAAGCAGUUCCUCGUCCUCAUUCGAGACCGAGCAAAACGUUCGUGGUGUAUCUUCAUAUCAAGUGGGGGCAUCUGGGCUCCAGCAGCGGUCGCGCUCACCUGACAGGUCGAACCAUUCCACCACCGGCGUUGCCAACAAGUUGAAUGAUGCUCCUCGGAAGAGCGCCGUGUCGAUACAUACUUUUGAUGAUCUGAUCCCCUCGAAACGCGAGCUGGCGGUCGAGUAUAAGAUUUUUGGAGCUGGCACAGAAGUUUGCAUGCACAAUGCUGUUGUUGCUCGAAACGCCGGCUUGGGAGACCUUGAAUCUGUGUGGACUGUUGUGGGACUUGUCUUGGAUGAUGCCGUCCCACUCGAAGUUCUUCCAGAUCUGCGAGAUUCUACUUUACAAGACGUGCUGGUGAUCGCAAAAACAGUCACGGAAAGACCUCGCCAAAAGGGCAACAUGUCUCCAGAUAAACCCAAAGCUUUUGGAAGGACACGUUGGGGCAAUCACCCUUUCGGCUCAACAUACCUGCUUCCUGCUAUCUUCGACCAUUUCGAAAGGCUUGGUGAUGUGCAGAUGCUUGCCACCUUGGCUUGCGUCUUUGCAUCAAGCAUCAACGAGGGAGUCAUACCAGGCGAGGGUUCCGACAAAGCGAAUAUGCAUGCCCCCGACAACAUCUCCCACAUUAUGAGCGACUACUUUCCUUCCAGGGAUGUGGCCAAGUCCUUCUUUCAAAAGGAUGUUGAUCCGGAAGGGUAUGUCUUCAUCCACUCUAAAAAUGUGCCUGCAGCUUCUGGCGUUCAAGGCCUAGGAGGCUCUAAAAUCCAGCGCAGACCAUACCAUUUCCUAGGUCGCCAAGACAGUCGAUUGUCUUCUAGAGCAGCUAGUUUCGUUGCUGAAGACUCCCAUGACCAAGUUGCGCUGUAUUCGACUGCUGUUUCCGUCUCGACAUCGCCUGAAGGGAACCGGCCAAGCAACAAAACGACUGCUAGCAUAGCUUAUCCUUCCGCGCGAGCAAGUCUAUCGGCCUUGACACAGUCAUACUCAAACUCUCCUCCGAAUCAAAGUUCAUCAACGGGUUUUACAUCCAGCCUAAAGAGAUACAGCCCUUCAGGUUCACUGGCCCCUGGAUGGGUGUCUUCUGGCAUAUUUGGCAGCCAAACGAUAAGCAAAGGCUCACGAAUGUCCUUUCAUCAUCAUGAAGGUGCAAAUCAAGAUAGCCGCGAGCUAGGCAAUCGCUCCUCCUUCUCGUCCUCAGGCGUGCAAAGCUCUCGAAGAAGUAACACUUUGCACACGUCGGCUAGCCGGCGCAGCGGUGUAUCUGCAGUGCCGUCUGAGGUCUCAGAGAAGACUUUUGACAAAAAUUCUCCAAAGCGCAAGAAGAUCAAGAUGCGUCUCGUCAACCAGGACAAGUUCGAUCUUGACGGGUACUCAUGCGCAUCGCUUUUCGACCGUGUACUCGAAAGGAAGUGCAGGAUCUACCGGCAAAGCUAUGCAAACCUUCUCGAUGUGUGGCAGUUGCACUCACAACGGGCCGAAGUGCUUAAGUUUGACGGCAUACCAGCAGAUGGCUCACAUUUGGCCCACGGCCGCUCAAAUGCCGCGCAACCGCCGUCUGGAAGUGGUCUCGAGCGGCCGCGCAGAAAGACCUUGACUUCCACUUCUCGAACCACGGACCUUGGUCUGGAAAUCAGACGUCUAUGUAGCAACUGUGGGGAACUACCAGCACCGAUAGAGAAAAAUGGCAUUCCUAUCGGGUGGCAUUGCGUGACUCCGUCAUGCAUCUCAUCAAAUCAACUUUCGGGGGUGAGGGCUGCCAGAGCCCCUAAACGCAGUGCAUGUGCCAUCUGCAACACCUCCAUCCGGAGUCUAGCGGUGCCUUGCUUGCAGUGUGGGCAUAUGACGUGCUAUGACUGUGCUCAGGGGUGGUUUGGUGCUCGCCGAGCGAAGCAUGACAAGAUGGGAUCGAGGCGGUCUUCGGCUGAGAAGUCCCAGCUUUCGCCAAUCGAGGACGAAGACGAUGUGGAUGGUCUUGGUGAAGAACAUACGGACGAACAUAACACUUGUCCUACGGGUUGCGGUUGUCCCUGUGCGACGCUCAUCACUGUGGCGGUACCGUAUCCUUCAUCGACCGAUGAUAACAUCACUGCCAGCGACCAAGAGCAUGCCUAUCUUGAACCUCCCCAACUUACCCAUCAACUCAGCCGCAGCAGUGGGGGAAGUUCGAACCUGCUCCGAUCAUCAAGUCUCCUUGUCCCUCCUUCAUCUCAUUCCCAUUCCUCCACCGAUGCUGGAACCGGAGGUGCGGAUACCGCGCUGGCGGCUUUCCUGGCGCUCACCCAAUCCCACCAACGAUCAAAAUCUAUUCAUCUAGUUUCAGCGCGGAGCAAAGCGCCCUCUGUGUCUCGACCUCCAGAAAUGCAGAGUCAAGGUUCACGCCAAACGCCAAAUGAAAGCGGCAAGACAUCGGUAUCAGACAACGAUACAGCAGAAACUACCGGAUCGCAGCCCGGGGAAGGGGAAGAUUCGAGCUCACUGAAUCCCUUUGCUGGUAAUAAAUUUGCGACAUUGGGAAGAGGAAUCGGCGCGGGCCUCAGCCGUGGGUUGAGUUCGAAGGCAAGCGACGCCACGAUUCGAAAGUUCAAGUCCUGA